This is a messenger RNA of Sphaeroforma arctica JP610, 526 nucleotides long. RefSeq lists its product as hypothetical. The transcript is spliced from 3 exons. The record is from RefSeq and is a predicted model, not a curated record. Gene Ontology annotation, cellular component: CST complex. Gene Ontology annotation, biological process: negative regulation of telomere maintenance via telomerase. Gene Ontology annotation, molecular function: telomeric repeat DNA binding; single-stranded DNA binding; telomerase inhibitor activity. The coding region runs from base 119 to 526 and encodes 135 amino acids. NCBI's taxonomy places the organism in Eukaryota, Ichthyosporea, Ichthyophonida.
AAGAAACGCGAAGUAUAGAUAUCGUAUAGAUAUCGUUUACUACAUUCAACCAAGGACAGUGUAUACUCAGCGAUGAAGAAGAAGGUGUUCGCAUCCUAGUAUCGCAUAAUAUACAAAUAUGUCCAUGCAAACAAUCAAGUCGGCUGAAAUCCUACAGAUCAGCGAGAUCCGACAGCUUGCGGACAACGUGGACGGCUAUUCAGUGCGUACCAUUGGAAAGGUAAUAGCAGUCAAUCUAAUUGGAGACUGGGUGACAAUAGCUCACAAUGGAUGGGAACUGCGCAUUGAUACGUCGCUGCUGGAACCCCUAGCCUACAGAGAGAAUAGCCUUUACCAAUUUAUUGGCGAGCUGCAAGUGUUGAAGUUGAAGAACACCGUACCAAACGAGGCACGGGAUGACGGCAGCAUUGCUCUCAAGGCACGCAUCGGGCGGUGUGUGGAUGGCAUGGAUUUGGGUCUUUAUAUGGAAGCCCUGAUGCAACGAAGGAAAUACUUGCAAGCGGAUCACGAGCUGAUGCCUGAGUGA